Messenger RNA from Myotis davidii, 5074 nucleotides. RefSeq names its product Rho guanine nucleotide exchange factor 7 (gene ARHGEF7). Gene Ontology annotation, molecular function: guanyl-nucleotide exchange factor activity; protein binding. Bases 21 to 2123 code for a protein of 700 amino acids. The record is from RefSeq and is a predicted model, not a curated record. Lineage: Eukaryota; Metazoa; Chordata; Mammalia; Chiroptera; Vespertilionidae. Gene Ontology annotation, biological process: intracellular signal transduction. The transcript has 18 exons.
UGACUUGCUGCUUCACCACAAUGAAGACUUUUGAUGCAAAUGAUUUGUACCAGGGGCAGAAUUUUAACAAGGUCCUCAGUUCCUUAGUGACUUUAAAUAAAGUAACAGCAGACAUUGGACUGGGAAGUGACUCUGUGUGUGCCCGGCCCUCAUCUCAUCGGAUAAAGUCUUUUGACUCCCUGGGAUCCCAGCCUUCCCACAGUCGGACUUCAAAAUUAUUCCAGGGCCAGUAUCGGAGUUUGGACAUGACCGAUAAUAGCAACAAUCAACUGGUAGUAAGAGCAAAGUUUAACUUCCAACAGACAAAUGAAGAUGAGCUUUCCUUUACGAAAGGAGAUGUCAUCCAUGUCACUCGAGUGGAGGAAGGGGGCUGGUGGGAGGGCACACACAACGGCAGGACUGGCUGGUUCCCCAGCAACUACGUCCGAGAGAUCAAGCCCAGUGAAAAGCCUGUGUCUCCCAAAUCUGGAACAUUGAAGAGCCCUCCCAAAGGAUUUGAUACAACUGCCAUUAACAAAAGCUAUUAUAAUGUGGUGCUACAGAAUAUUUUGGAAACAGAAAAUGAAUACUCUAAAGAACUUCAGACUGUGCUUUCAACCUAUCUACGGCCAUUGCAGACCAGUGAGAAGUUAAGUUCAGCAAACACUUCAUAUUUAAUGGGAAAUCUAGAAGAAAUAUGUUCUUUCCAGCAAAUGCUUGUACAGUCUUUAGAAGAAUGCACCAAGUUGCCUGAAGCUCAGCAGAGAGUUGGAGGCUGCUUUUUAAAUCUGAUGCCACAAAUGAAAGCUUUGUACCUUUCAUAUUGUGCCAAUCACCCAUCUGCCGUGAAUGUUCUCACAGAGCACAGUGAGGAGUUGGGAGAGUUCAUGGAGAUGAAAGGUGCCAACAGUCCGGGGAUUCUUGUGUUGACCACUGGCCUCAGCAAACCAUUCAUGCGCCUGGAUAAGUACCCCACUCUGCUCAAGGAGCUCGAGAGACACAUGGAGGAUUAUCAUCCGGAUAGACAAGAUAUUCAAAAAUCCAUGACUGCCUUCAAAAACCUUUCAGCCCAGUGUCAAGAUGUACGGAAAAGGAAAGAGCUGGAGUUGCAGAUCCUGACGGAAGCCAUCCGGAGCUGGGAGGGAGAUGACAUUAAGACCCUGGGCAACGUCAUUUACAUGUCCCAGGUCAUGAUUCAGUGUGCCGGAAGUGAGGAAAAGAAUGAAAGAUAUCUUCUACUCUUCCCAAAUAUUUUGCUAAUGUUGUCUGCCAGUCCCAGGAUGAGUGGUUUUAUCUAUCAGGGAAAGCUACCAACGACAGGAAUGACAAUCACAAAGCUUGAGGACAGUGAAAAUCAUAGAAAUGCAUUUGAAAUAUCAGGGAGCAUGAUCGAGCGGAUAUUAGUAUCAUGCAACAACCAGCAGGAUCUCCAUGAAUGGGUGGACCACCUACAGAAGCAAACAAAAGUCACAUCUGUCAGCAAUCCCCCCAUUAAGCCUCAUUCUGUGCCGUCUCAUACUCUCCCCACCCAUUCGAUCACCCCAUCCAGCAAGCAUGCAGACAGCAAGUCGGUGCCACUGACGCCUGCCUACCACACACUGCCCCAUCCCUCCCACCACGGCACCGCACACACGACCAUCAACUGGGGGCCCCUGGAGCCUCCGAAGACCCCGAAGCCAUGGAGUCUGAGCUGUCUGCGACCCGCACCUCCCCUCCGGCCCUCAGCUGCUCUCUGCUACAAGGAGGAUCUUAGUAAGAGUCCCAAGACCAUGAAAAAGUUGCUACCUAAGCGUAAACCAGAGCGGAAGCCUUCGGACGAAGAGUUUGCGCUGAGGAAAAGCACAGCUGCUUUGGAAGAAGAUGCACAGAUUCUGAAAGUCAUCGAAGCUUAUUGCACAAGCGCCAAAACACGGCAAACACUUAACUCAACAUGGCAAGGCACUGACCUGAUGCAUAAUCACGUCUUGGCUGAUGAUGACCAAUCAAGUCUAGACUCCUUGGGUCGUCGCAGUAGCCUUUCUCGUUUGGAGCCUUCAGACCUCUCGGAAGACUCUGACUAUGACAGUAUAUGGACAGCCCAUAGUUACAGAAUGGGUUCUACAUCUCGUAAGAGCUGUUGCUCAUAUAUCUCUCACCAGAACUAAUGCACUUCUGAGCUUUCUUAACAAAUGCUUGUUGUAUCGCAGCCUGCUUUUCUUAGAUGUUUUCUUGCUGUUCCUUGUCUCUUUUAUGUGAUAUUUUAACAACUUUUGAGAGCGUUUCUGAUAUUCCCAUUGUAUUUUGUGGAGGCAUAAUUGCCAAUUCAAGUAUCCAUUUGAAGUUACUUACUAACUGUUGAAGGAGAUGGUGAAUUCACACAGCCUAUAUCUAUGGGUUCUUUUCUCUGGAUAGUGGUGGUUUUAUAGCCCAAAAUGGUUUGGUUUUUUAAUUCUCACUAUAGCAACUGUCUCAUUUCUUUUUGGAUACAGCUAUAUGAACACUUUUAUAUUUUAUACUGAAACCAUACAGGUUUGUGAUCUAAGUGCCAGUAACACGGAGGAGACUCUGGCCUUAUAUAUAGGAUUCUAAAUUUUUUAUGUAUAAUGGACACCCUGAUCAAGUAGUUGUGGAGAGAAGAAGGAAAAAGCAUGCACAAAAGUACUGAGAGUUCGUUCAGACAGCGUGUUCUGAGGACUCCUGGGGGCACUUGGCGACCAUGAAGAACCAUGUGUUGGUGGGGGCUUUGGGCCUUGGCAGCACUGGAAAGCUUGUCUGCACCCUACAGCUCUGUGCUUGUCAGUGUGCCACAUGUGCUCUUCCCUGUGCCCCCAUUUGCCCGUGGGGUGUAAAUUUUCCUCUGCAAAGUCCAAAUUAUUGUCAGAGUUCAGACACGGUCAUUACACCAAACUUUCCUUAAUUGGAGUAAUUUCUCUUAAAUGGCACUUAGCAAGCCUGUGCCACUCUACCGAAGGUUUAAAGUCCAAACUCUGAAGCAUUGAGCCUCUGAAAGUGUAGAUUAGAGCGCUUUCAGAGAGAGGCAUUUUGGUGUGCUUAAAAAGGCGAGUGCUUUGGCUUCAGUCACAGCCUGGCUUUCACCCUGACAUUCAUACUUAUACUGCCUGUGAUGGACACAUUGUUUGUUUUCAGCGACGAGCUGCAGUGAAUCUCCAUUUACAGCAACCCUAUCCUAUGUAACCCUCAUUCUUGAUUGUAAUGGGGUAUCUGAGUCUAUUGAAGACUUACUGAGUUGCCAUGUAACUCACUUAUUAGGAAAGCUCAGAUUGGGGUUCAGUCCCCCAUUUUCCUGGGAUUUGUUGUAAGGAGAUUUCACUGGCAUCACUCAAGACUAAUUUCUGCUUCAAAAAGAACUGAAUGUGACGUGUUGCAUUCAGUUGUAGCAUCCAAAUCCACAUCCGGUCAUUGCUAGAGGGGAGGAAGUGUGUUCUCUCCCAUGCAUGCUAUAUCUGGUGUUAAAAUGGAACCUUAAGGUUGUGUUUUAAGUAUCCAUUGAAACCAGCUUCAGAAAACAAGAUGCCAUAAUAAACUGGGAAUAACAUUUUUUCCUUUCUUCAGGGUGGCUGUAAUUCCAGGUGGCUGUGAAUUCUCUCUUCCCUCACCAUACCUCCUUCACCAAACCCAUGUAUUCAGUGUUCUGAUCUCGUUUGCACAGAGACAACUCUGAUACACUAUGUCAUUGUUUCCUGGGAGCUGGGUCCUGUUGCUCACAAGCCCAGAGGUGCUAGUGAACUCCCGGCAGUAGCAUAUUGCUUAGAAAAUCAGACAGCUUCAGCACUGCAUGCAAUGGGGUCAUUGGGAAAACCGAUAAUUCUAAGUAUCUGUUUUCAAGCUUAUGACAUCUGGAGAUUUCAUAUUUUUAUAUCAAUUAGUAUAAAAAAGUUGAGGAGCAAUCGUUUAAAAUUAGAGCUCAGUAUUAACCCAUGGUAGAGAUGGAGUUUAAUAUAUGUUCAGCCAAAUAGCAAAUGGAAUUUUUGGAAAGCUAUAACUACACAGUUCAUAUGCUUACUCAAUAUCAUGCAAGGAAUUUAGAAGCAAUUUUGUUUUAUAUUACGUAGAGAACUCACCUUUUCUGAUAUGAAUAGAACAUCUUUUUGUUUGCUUUGAGACUAUAAUUGGUGCAUUGGCCUCGAUGCCUUUGCCAUGCCUUAGUAAACUUGGGUUGCCUGGGUCAUUUGCUAUAUACCACAAUUGAAAUACAGUUGCUGCACUUAGAUUUUUCUGUAACACUAGUAUCAUUUGGGUUGUCUAAAUGAGUUUCAUUUUUUAUACACCAAAGUUUUGACAUGUUCCUAUUAUUCCUGUUUGUACCAGUUAAAGCCAUUUGACGAUGAUUCUUUGUUGAUGCUAAGAUCACUGCACAAUAACAACCUGGUUUUUUGUUUGUUUGGAUUUGUUUUGAAUGUCUGGCACCAUUAGUUCUUAUGACCUGGUUGGAAGUAAUAGUGCCACAGGCCUGAAAACAGUUCUUGUGUGGCAGUGGUGAUAAGGCGUCCAAAGGGCCAUGUUUCUACUUCUGUGGAACUUUAGUCAUGCUGAAAUAGUAUUAUAUGCUUAUACAGUUCUGUAAUAUCUAUGUGUACAGCUAGUAUUAUAAUGAAAGGAUGAAGAAUCUGGACUAGAAAGUAGGGUUAAGCCAUUACUAGGCCUUGUUGCAAAUGGCCUAAAUGGUGUUCCCAUUGAAUUAACACUUGCCACAAAUACAUAAGCUUAUAUUAAUUGUGUUUUGCAUAAAAUUGCCAAACACAAUAAUGUAUAUAUAUUGGUAUAAGACCUGGGAGAAAUUUAUAUAUUGUGCUUUUUAUCUGUGAACGGGAAAGCCAUUUUUAGUGGGUGACUGCCCUUUGAAGACUCAGUUGGAUGUAUACCUGAAUGUUGCAUUGUAUUGUAUAGUAUCAUGUUAUUGUUUGUGGUUGCAUAUGGCAAUGAAGUGUUUGUUUUAUAAAAAAAAAAAGACGUCUGUUAUGUACAGUUGAAAUAAAUUUUGCAUUUGCUAGCCUGUGGCUUUUAAUAUUUGUUACAUGGGGGGGGAGUAGCAUAGUUUGCAGUUUAAUAUGAUUUGGCUGUUCUCAUGAACAUUGUCUUCCAAAGAAAGGCCAGG